AUGGGGCCGAGAGGCGCAGCCGCGGUGGCCGUGGGGCUGUGGGUCUUGGUGACGGCGGGCGAGGCGGCGGACCCUGGCGUGACGACACCCCGGCGCUGCCUGCUGUCACACUACCGCUCGCUGGACCCCAGGGCGGUGGCGGCGGUCAAGGCGCUGAGGGACCGCUACGUGAGUGACGCCCAGACCUCUCCACCCGUCCCCGAGGGCCCCCUGCGUCCCAGCGCCCAGCAGGAGGAGGAGACCCUGAGCUGGAGGCCGCGCAACUGCUCCUUUCGCGCAGGGAAGGAUCCUCGGCGGCCCUGGGUGAGGUUGGCGAGCCGUCGGGGGCGCCCGAUCCCCGAAUUUCCCGGGCACCUGCGCGACCCUGGAGCUGCUGGCGGCCGCGCGGCGGGACGUGGGGACCUGCCUCGAGCUGGUCCGGCCAGGCUCCUGGAGGAAGUCCCUCAGGCCACCGAGGACGCGUCCCCAAACACGCAGAGCUGCGAGCGCAGCGGGCGGGGAGGCGCCCGCCUCCGCCUCCUUCCCGGGUUCCAGGACUCGCCUGGGUGCCACGAAGCCAGCGUCAUCUUCAACCUCCUGCGCCUGCUCACGUGGGACCUGAGACUGGUGGCAGACUCGGGGCCUUGUCUGUGA
Molecule: messenger RNA, 633 nt
Organism: Neofelis nebulosa (Clouded leopard)
Lineage: Eukaryota; Metazoa; Chordata; Mammalia; Carnivora; Felidae
Product: interferon lambda-4-like
Exons: 4
Coding region: 1-633 (210 amino acids)
Biological process (GO): positive regulation of immune response; innate immune response; defense response to virus
Molecular function (GO): cytokine activity
Source: RefSeq, a predicted model, not a curated record